Messenger RNA from Pipra filicauda (Wire-tailed manakin), 2534 nucleotides. RefSeq names its product Sp1 transcription factor (gene SP1). Gene Ontology annotation, biological process: regulation of transcription by RNA polymerase II. The record is from RefSeq and is a predicted model, not a curated record. Bases 88 to 2376 code for a protein of 762 amino acids. Lineage: Eukaryota; Metazoa; Chordata; Aves; Passeriformes; Pipridae. The transcript has 6 exons. Gene Ontology annotation, molecular function: RNA polymerase II cis-regulatory region sequence-specific DNA binding; DNA-binding transcription factor activity, RNA polymerase II-specific.
GCAGCCCCUCGGCGGCACCGGCGGGUUCGGCCGCUCGCCCGCCCGCGCCCCCGCCCCGCCCCGCGCGCCCGGCCCGGCCCCGGCACCAUGAGCGACCAGGAGAGCCCCGAGGAGAUGUCGGCGGUGAAGCCCGACAAGGGCGAAGGCGACGCCAGCAGCACCAGCAGCGCCGGCGGCGGGGAGGCCCAGGAGUCGCAGCCCUCCCCGCUGGCCCUGCUGGCAGCCACCUGCAGCCGCAUCGAAUCUCCCAACGAGAACUCCAACAGCUCCCAGGGCCAGCAAGGCGGGAGUGGGGAGCUCGACCUGAACGCGGCCGCCGCCCAGAUCGCCCAGUCGGCCAACGGCUGGCAGAUCAUCUCGGCGGGCUCCAGCACCCCCACGGGCUCCAAGGAGCCGGGCAGCAACGGCAGCAAUGGCAGCGGUGACGCCUCCAAGAGCCGCCCGGUGAGCGCGGGGCCGUACGUGGUCACCUCCGCCUCGGGCCUGCAGAACCAGCAGGUGCUCACGGGCCUGCCGGGAGUCAUCCCCAACAUCCAGUACCAGGUGAUCCCCCAGUUCCAGACCAUAGACGGGCAGCAGCUGCAGUUUGCCACCACCCCUGCCCAGGUGAACGUGCAGCAGGAUGCCUCCGGGCAGCUCCAGAUCAUCCCCGGCUCCAACCAGCAGAUCAUCACGAGCCGCGCGGGGAGCAGCAACCUCAUCGCCAUGCCCAACCUGCUGCAGCAGGCAGUGCCCAUCCAGGGCGUGGGCCUGGCCAACAACAGCCUCUCUGGGCAGACCCAGUACGUGGCCAACGUGCCCGUGGCCCUGAACGGCAACAUCACCUUGCUGCCGGUCAACAGCGUGGCCGCCAGCCUGGCGCCCACGUCCCAGACGGGCACCCUGAGCAGCUCGGGCUCCCCGGACAGCAGCUCCCAGCCGGCCACCUCGGGUGCCACCAGCAGCUCUGCCAGCACGGCCUCGUCCCAGGCCAGCUCGGGCGCCUUCUUCACCAACGCCAACAGCUACUCCACCACCACCACCACCAGUAACGUGGGGGUCAUGAAUUUCUCCACCAGCGCCACGGUGGGAACCAAUUCGCAGGCACAGACGCCCCAGAGGGCCAGCAGUGUCCCGAGCUCGGACUCCCUGCAGAGCCCCGUGUCCGGGGUGGCUCUGCAGCCAGGGCAGCAGAAGGAGGGGGAUCAGAGCCAGCAGUCACAGCAGCAGCAGCAGCAGAUCCUGAUCCAGCCCCAGCUGGUCCAAGGAGGGCAGACAAUCCAGGCCCUCCAGACCGCCCCGCUCUCCGGCCAGACCUUUGCCACUCAAGCCAUCUCCCAGGACGCCCUGCAGAACCUGCAGCUCCAAGCUGUCCCCAACUCCGGCCCCAUCAUCAUCCGCACGCCCACGGUGGGUCCCAACGGGCAGGUGAGCUGGCAGACCAUCCAGCUCCAGAACCUGCAGGUGCAGAACCCCCAGGCCCAGACAAUCACCUUGGCCCCCAUGCAGGGAGUGUCGCUGGGGCAGACGGGCAGCACCAGCACCACGCUGACCCCCAUCGCCUCCCUCCCCAGCGGCACCGUCACCGUCAACGCUGCCCAGCUCUCCUCCGUGCCGGGCCUCCAGACUAUUAACCUCAGUGCCUUGGGAGCAUCCGGGAUCCAGGUGCACCAGCUGCAGGGGCUGCCCCUGGCCAUCGCCAACGCCCCCGGUGACCACGGAGCUCAGCUGGGUCUGCACGGUGCCAGUGGGGACGGGCUGGGGGACGAGAGCGCGGCGGUGGAGGAGGGAGAGACCAGCCCCGACCCCCAGCCCCAGCAGGGACGGAAACCACGGAGGGAAGCCUGUACCUGUCCCUACUGCAAAGAAGGAGAGGGCAGGAGCUCUGGGGAUCCAGGUAAAAAGAAGCAGCACAUCUGCCACAUCCCGGGCUGCGGGAAGGUGUACGGGAAGACCUCUCACCUGCGGGCUCACCUGCGGUGGCACACGGGCGAGAGGCCCUUCAUCUGCACGUGGGUGCUGUGCGGGAAGCGCUUCACCCGCUCCGACGAGCUGCAGCGGCACAAGCGCACGCACACAGGGGAGAAGAAAUUCGCCUGCCCGGAGUGCCCCAAACGCUUCAUGCGCAGCGACCACCUCUCCAAGCACAUCAAGACCCACCAGAACAAGAAGGGAGGUGCCACCAACGUGGCCAUGAACGUCUCGGCCGUCCCCAUGGACACGGCGGCCUCGGCCGAGGGCAACGGCGGGGCCACGCCCUCGGCCCUCAUCGCCACCAACAUGGUGGCCAUGGAGGCCAUUUGCCCCGAGGGCAUCGCCCGCCUGGCCAGCAGUGGCAUCAACGUCAUGCAGGUGGCCGACCUUCAGUCCAUCAACAUCAGCGGCAACGGCUUCUGAGCCCGGAGCCGCCGGAGCCGCCGGAGCGCGGCGUCACGGCGAGGGGCCCUCGGCGCCUCCAGCACUAACCCCCCGACCAGGAUCGCUGCCACCUCCGGGGCCGCCGACCACAUUCGAAGGCCAGAGCUAUAUAUAUAUAUUUUUUAAUUUCGGCUUGA